AUGCCGAUCCGAAUACGGAGCAAUAUCUACAAUCAAGACCUCAACACCAGCCCGAGUGAUAGUGAACUUUCCAUCCUCGAACAGACAAAAUUUGAACACAUCCCGAAUAUGAAGGUCAUCCUGCAGCGUGUCCUGUCGGCGUCCGUGACAGUCGACAAGGAAAUGAUCUCGUCCAUCGGAAAGGGCGUCUUGGCCUUUGCCGCAGUGGCCCCUGGAGAUACGGAGAAGGAGGCGGAUCUGAUGGCUGCAAAGGUUCUCAGAAUGAAGCUGUGGGAUGACGAAGAGGGCGGAAAGUGGAAGAAAAGCGUGAGCGACAUUGGCGGCGAGGUCCUCUGCGUGUCGCAGUUCACUCUGCUGGCCAGCACCAAAAAGGGUGCCAAGCCUGACUUCCACGGUGCGGCCAACCCCGAGGAGGCGCGCCGGCUAUACCACUACUUUGUGCAAAAGGUCAAGACGGGAUACCUCGAGGAGAGAGUCAAGGAUGGGCAGUUCCAGGCCAUGAUGGAGGUUGCUCUCGUCAACGACGGGCCGGUCACCCUCGAGCUCAAGAAUGGUGCCAAGACGGAAUAG
This is a messenger RNA of Fusarium sp. VM40, 570 nucleotides long. The record is from the annotation of a GenBank genome assembly. Lineage: Eukaryota; Fungi; Ascomycota; Sordariomycetes; Hypocreales; Nectriaceae.